Messenger RNA from Manihot esculenta (cassava), 806 nucleotides. RefSeq lists its product as uncharacterized. The record is from RefSeq and is a predicted model, not a curated record. NCBI's taxonomy places the organism in Eukaryota, Viridiplantae, Streptophyta, Magnoliopsida, Malpighiales, Euphorbiaceae. Bases 199 to 597 code for a protein of 132 amino acids. The transcript is spliced from 2 exons.
AUGAAAUAAAAACAGGGAAGAAAGAUAAAAUUUCUUAGCUAACUACGUCUUCCGAUCGUCUCCAUCAUCUUUCUAUAAUCAAUUCUCAUCAACUUGAUUCCUUGAAAAAUCAAUUCUCAUCAACUUCUCUUCAAGAUCCCAUUAUCUCCGCCGUAACCCAUAAUCCUGUCUCAUCACUCAUCAUUUCUGCCAGAAUUGAUGAUGCAGUAUUUGCAUGAGCGAUUCAAGGAGUGGGUACCCAUUCGGGAGUAUAUCACCUUUGAUCACUUUGCUGAUAGUACUGGAUUUGUGGCUUGGGCUUUAUGCAAUUGGCGAGGUCUUACCCAUUUGGGCGCUUCUGCUAAUUGGGGCGUUGCAGAGCUUUGUUGUGUAUGGAGGUCAUUUGAAUUGAUGAUGCAGUAUUUGCAUGAGCGAUUCAAGGAGUGGGUACCCAUUCGGGAGUAUAUCACCUUUGAUCACUUUGCUGAUAGUACUGGAUUUGUGGCUUGGGCUUUAUGCAAUUGGCGAGGUCUUACCCAUUUGGGCGCUUCUGCUAAUUGGGGCGUUGCAGAACUUUGUUGUGUAUGGAGGUCAUUUGGUGAGUUACUGCAUUCAUAGUUUUUUACCAAUUAACUUAGCACUUCUUUGUUGGUGUUUUUAAAUUUCCAGAAAAAGCUUGAUUAUUGGGCUUUUCCAGAAGUUUCAUUAGUUGGGAUUGAUUUUGAUUUAUUUACUAGUCUCUUUUGGCUUGUGACAAGACUUGUUAGAAUUUGGAAGAAUUUUGGUUUUUGUUAUGCUGAGCAGUGAUGUAAGUUGACUCUUUAUGA